AUGGGAGGCUCCUUGUCUCGUAUGUGGUCCUUCCUCUGGACGAAGAAGGAGAUUCGCAUCCUCAUCCUCGGUUUGGAUAACGCCGGAAAAACAACCCUUCUAUACAGACUCAAGAUUGGUGAAGUUGUUACUACGAUACCAACCAUUGGUUUCAACGUGGAAUCGGUGACGUAUCGCAACCUGAAUUUCAAUGUCUGGGAUCUCGGAGGUCAAACAUCCAUUCGGCCCUACUGGCGCUGCUACUAUGCGAACACCGCUGCUGUCAUAUUCGUCAUUGAUUCCACAGAUAUUGAACGUCUCAGUACGGCUGCCGACGAACUAGCGGCCAUGCUGAAUGAGGAGGAGCUUAGUGAUGCGGCGCUGUUGGUAUUUGCCAAUAAGCAGGACCAGCCUGGCGCCAAAGGCGCCGGCGAGAUAUCAGAGGCUCUCAAGCUGGGAGAGCUACGGGAUAGAAACUGGAGCAUCGUCGCAUGCUCUGCUAUCGACGGUAAAGGUCUUAACGAAGGCAUGGAUUGGCUGGUGCAAACUCUACAGUCUGAAAAUGCAUGAGCGACGGUGUUAUUGUACCAUCUCAUAGAUUUCUUCGGAUAUAUGUUCUCGUUUCCAGGUGGUAGGGAUCGGCUGCUUCCUGAACGCUUUCUCGUUCUUCCUUGGUGUCUUUCACUUAUCCCCACUUUUACAUCCUCUUUUCUCUUGCAACUCUGUUCAGGGCUCAUGUCGUUUAUACAGUAUACCUUUUUGAUAUCGAAACCUUCACACUUAGUAUAAUAUCAUAAUUAUUUGAAAUGACUGGAUGUAUUCUACAUCAAUGAUUUACGCCGCUCUUAUUCUAUGAUUAGGUUGAAGUUGCAGGAUUCCUCCAACUUUGGUGCAUAGAUGUGAAGACUUUAGCCAAAGGAUAUUAAGAGAUGUUCCCAGGUGUAUAUCGAAAGUAUCAUUUAAG
Aspergillus piperis CBS 112811 is the source of this 943-nucleotide messenger RNA. RefSeq names its product ADP-ribosylation factor family protein. Gene Ontology annotation, molecular function: GTPase activity; GTP binding. The record is from RefSeq and is a predicted model, not a curated record. The transcript has 5 exons. The coding region runs from base 1 to 549 and encodes 182 amino acids. Gene Ontology annotation, cellular component: Golgi apparatus; cytoplasm. NCBI's taxonomy places the organism in Eukaryota, Fungi, Ascomycota, Eurotiomycetes, Eurotiales, Aspergillaceae. Gene Ontology annotation, biological process: intracellular protein transport; vesicle-mediated transport.